AUGCCUUACGAUGGACUGACUACUCUUUCGCCUUGGUUUGUUCGGGGUAAUCCUGCCAACGCCAACUGUCCCCGCCUUCUAUGUAUCCACUCGAUGGGGAUCGGCGCAUCCCUUUUCACCCCCUUCCUAAUAGAUCCUCCGGACGGGCUAGAUCCGAUAGCCGUGCAACUACCUGGUCGUGAGACCCGCGCUGAGGAACCCCCUGUUGUCAGCGUAUCCGAGAUCGUGUCCAACAUCAUGGCGGAGAUGGACAACGUGGUCGGAUUCCCCCACGUCGUCUGGGGCCAUUCAUUUGGCGGAAUAAUUGCCUUUGAAGUGCUUCGUGUUCUCCGACGACAGGGCAAGCCGUUACCACGUCUGUUCGUCACUGGCACGAUUGCUCCACAUCGGAUAUACACCUGGCAAAAGCGGGAUAUCCUGAUCGAAAGCUUUCGGGACGAUAUCAGUCCCGAAUAUCUUCUGGCUGUGGCACGGUAUGUUGAUAAUGCGGACUUUCUUCGUUCAAUUUUGCCCAUGAUGAGGCAGGAUGCGCCUCUACUGCUCAAGUAUCAGUACAAAGAAGAGGAUCCUUUGGAUACAACCAUCACGGGAGUUACCGCCCGUCAGGAUGACGUUGUGUACCCAGAGGAGGUAACUGACUGGCGAGCUCAUGCGAAGAGAUUUCAUUUCAUCGAAGUGGACGGAGACCAUUGGUUUUUGUAUCGAAAUCGCAGGCUAGUGCGGGAGACGCUGGCGGCUAUGGCAUGUGAGGAUCAGCCCGUUGGCUGA
Aspergillus affinis is the source of this 768-nucleotide messenger RNA. Its product is annotated as thioesterase II family protein. Bases 1 to 768 code for a protein of 255 amino acids. Gene Ontology annotation, biological process: lipid biosynthetic process. NCBI's taxonomy places the organism in Eukaryota, Fungi, Ascomycota, Eurotiomycetes, Eurotiales, Aspergillaceae. The transcript has a single exon. The record is from RefSeq and is a predicted model, not a curated record.